UCUGUGGGCCAGAAGCUCGGAAAAAGCCGCAGCCCCGGGCCGUGCUGGAGACUUGCACCUGAGACGCCUGAGAAGAUGGCCAAAUUACCUGUUAUUUUAGGCAACCUAGACAUUACAAUCGAUAAUGUUUCUUCAGACUUUCCUAAUUAUGUUAAUUCAUCAUACAUUCCCAUGAAACAGUUUGAACACAGUACCAAAACCCUAGUCACGUUUGAAAUAGAGGAAUUUGUUCCCUGCAUACCAAAACACACUCAGCCUUUCACCAUCUACAAUAAUCACCUUUAUGUUUAUCCCAAGUCUUUGAAAUAUGACAGUCAAAAGUCUUUUGCAAAGGCCAGGAAUAUUGCAAUUUGCAUUGAGUUCAAAGAUUCAGAUGAAGAGGAUUCUCAGCCCCUUAAGGUGAAGGCUGUCAUCAAAGCCCUUCAGCCAGUCAUCUGGCAUGAUAUGGCCCAUCAGCCGGCUCGUGUCCACUUA
This is a messenger RNA of Vombatus ursinus (common wombat), 474 nucleotides long. RefSeq names its product dedicator of cytokinesis protein 9-like. The annotation marks the transcript as partial. Lineage: Eukaryota; Metazoa; Chordata; Mammalia; Diprotodontia; Vombatidae. Gene Ontology annotation, biological process: positive regulation of GTPase activity; small GTPase-mediated signal transduction. The record is from RefSeq and is a predicted model, not a curated record. Gene Ontology annotation, molecular function: guanyl-nucleotide exchange factor activity. The transcript has 5 exons.